UCCGAACGGAGGUGUGCUGGUUUAUGCUGUUUUGGUAGCAUAGUUUUCCUUGACGAUUUUCCGCUGCGGAUUUUCCGUGUGGUCUGUCCGUUACAGAGAUAUUGCCUGUCCGGGAGUUGCUUUUCAGACGGUAUCGCGCGCGUAAACCGAACUCAACACUUCUUUCCGAACCGUCCGUCCGAAAGUUAUUAGAGGAAGGAAAAUUGGCGGAAUUAAGCUUUUCUCUUCUAUUGGCUGAGUUUUCGUGGUCUGGUCUGGUCUGGAUAUGGUGUGAGAUAUGCAGUUAGCUUUCGGAGCCUCCGUGCAGAACUAAAGUGCCGGGCUGUGUGUGCCGUUGGAUUCUUUCACCGAGAUAUCUGUGUCUGGUCUGGCAAUAUCUGAGGCUGAGGAAGAAGAGUGUUUUGCUGAAGAGAGGUGUUGAUUUGCCUAAAAUUACUACCUUCCACGCGAACUAGUCCGUCCUUCACGUGCCGAAGGAACCGUUUUGCCGCGUGUGGGCCAGAUACCUGGCCAAGGUGCAAAUUGGGUGAUUGAUGGCUGUCGGAAUCCCGGUCUGAAGAUCUAGUUGCGUUUGUACACACAGCAUCAAUUAGCCUAACAAUUGCACAGUGUGUUAUCGAAGGCUCGUGCCCACCCAAGAUCUUCUUGAGGAGUUUAACCCGUUUUUCCGGACGACUUCCAACCCCCAAGUGAAAGUGUAGUGUUCCGCAAGUGUCCCGGAUUCCGACGACGUGGUGACAGGUGACCGGUUUUCCCGCUGCAGUUCCAAAACCGGAAACACGAUGGGACUGCGCGUUCAACUCCUUAUUUUGAUGGUGAUGAUAGCAAGUGGUCACGCCGCCAGCGGCAAAUCCCAGACGCUGGGUGCGCCCUGUCAGCACGACAUGGAUUGCACCGACAGCAUCCGCGGCAGCUACUGCACCCUGGAGGGCUUCUGCGAGUGCUCUCCGUUCUACGUGCGGCUCAACGAGACCAAGUGCCUGCCGUCCCAACUGCUGGAGAGCGAGUGUGUCCUGUCAGAGCAGUGCUCGAUGCGUGUGGCUAACAGCGUUUGCGUCGAGAGCCGGUGCCACUGCGAGGACGGCUUCUUGCAGUUCCGAAAGCACACCUGUCUGUCACCCGCCCAGCCGGGAACGGUGUGCUACAGCCACGCGCACUGCCGCAUGUGGGACCGGGAAAGUCACUGCGACUUUCUAAUUCCGAACCUGUUCGGACGGUGCCAGUGCACGUCGCCGGCGCGCCAGGUUGGCCCGACGUGCGUGAAGGAAUCGACCACGACGCUGGAGCAGGAGCUGCCCGGGUUUGCGAAGCCUCAGCAGCAGAAACCGGAAGUGGAGCAGGUUUCGACCACCACCGAGGACGAUUCGAUUGUGGUGGAGAAUUUGGUGGUGAAAAAGGGUGACGAUGAGAAGGAACAGCAGGUUGAGGAGCAGGUCCAGGUGGAGAAGGAACCGGUCGGAGAGGAUAGUACGACCUCCAGCGCAAGCUACGACGAAGAGUACGGAACGAGCGAGGAGAAGAAUGAUUCGUAUGACGAUUCCAAGAGUACUGCUCACGUGGAGCAGUACGAAAACACCGAAAAAUAUACAGCUUUCGAACAGGAUGUCGAGAACAACUUCCAGGAAGGUCAGGAGCAUGAUACGGUUGAGACUACCGGGAGCAGUCAUCAACACGACAGUACCGACUAUGAUCAGUACUCGUCGGAAGCGGCUACCGCUAGGCCAACGGAAGAGAGCUACGAGUACGAUAGCGGAAGUCACGGCGGGGAAGAAAUCGACGAACCCCUGAAACUCCAUUCCGUUCAUCCCGUUAAUCAGGUUGAACUCAUCGAGAAGCACAACCACAUUUCCGACGAGAACCACUCGAACCUGAUUGAGGGAGAAGACGAAACUACCCCGAAGAGUGACAGCAACCUAGAAUCGUACGAAGCUACCAACGAUAGUUCCGAGGGAGAAUUAACCACGGAGUUCAACGACAUCAACCGUCGUGAGGAUGUCGUCACCGCACAAGAAGUAGAAGAUGAGGAGUCCAGCGCCGACGAUACGCAAGAAACUACCGAGAGGAUAGAAAAGGAGAACGAAAUCGAAGACGAAUCCCCCGAGCAUACCACGCCGACCAUGGUUCGAUUGGCCAGCCGGACCACGUUGAUGGAACCGGAAGCCCCAGUUUCCACGACUGUCGCUACACUUAUUGCCGAGUCGGAAACCGAAGCGCUAACCACCACCACAUCUAGUACGACAUCAUCUAGUACCACAACCACCACUAGUACUACCACUGCUUCGCCCAUUUCAAGCACAGAUAGCAGCAUCAGAGUAAAACAUCAGGGUAUUCGAACACGUGUUGAUCUUGGCGACGGGCCAAUUUCGCUCGGAUUGGCGUGCGUCAACAACCGCCAGUGCCAACUGGCCGAUCCGUACACCUACUGCAACGAGCUCGGCCGGUGCGACUGUGCCCAUUCGCAGGUGUCGCCGGACGGAAUCUGCAACGCUGCCAACACCGGUUGCUCGCCGGGAACGUUUCAGUGCCGCUCGAGCGGAAUCUGCAUCAGCUGGUUCUUCGUGUGCGACGGCCGCCCCGACUGCAGCGACGCCUCCGACGAGGAGUGCAACUUUUCGCUCAAAGCCAACAUCACCAACUGUCCGGCGCUGUCGUUCCGGUGCGAGCAGAGUGGCCGCUGCAUCUCGCGGGCCGGAAUCUGCGACGGCAAACCGCAGUGCCCCCAGGGCGAGGACGAGGUCGGGUGCGAUUUCCGGAAAAGCCGCAAGUGUCCGGAGCACACGUUCAUGUGCCGGAGUGGCGAGUGCCUGCCGGAGUACGAGUACUGCAACGCGAUCGUGUCCUGCCGGGACGGAAGUGACGAGCCGCCCCAUCUGUGCGGUUCCCGGUCGGUGCCGAACUUUUUCGUGAAGCUGCUGUCGACGCCCAACAGCCGGAGCCGGAAUUUCUGCCCGUUGCGUUGUAACCGGGGCACGUACGCCUGCCGCUCGACGCCAACCAGCCUAUCAAUUUUGUGCUCGGGACGGAUGGCUCCUGGGUGCGGUGACGGAAGUGACGUUAAUCCUGGAACCAGGCUGCUCCGUCUGCCGUGA
This is a messenger RNA of Culex quinquefasciatus (southern house mosquito), 3089 nucleotides long. RefSeq lists its product as uncharacterized. The transcript has 6 exons. Gene Ontology annotation, molecular function: protein binding. Lineage: Eukaryota; Metazoa; Arthropoda; Insecta; Diptera; Culicidae. The record is from RefSeq and is a predicted model, not a curated record. The coding region runs from base 783 to 3089 and encodes 768 amino acids.